Messenger RNA from Mercenaria mercenaria, 1476 nucleotides. Its product is annotated as myb-like protein X. The transcript has 3 exons. The record is from RefSeq and is a predicted model, not a curated record. The coding region runs from base 1 to 1476 and encodes 491 amino acids. NCBI's taxonomy places the organism in Eukaryota, Metazoa, Mollusca, Bivalvia, Venerida, Veneridae.
AUGCAGGAUCUGGUCUUGAUGGACCCAGAUGGCGAGCGGGACGGUGCCGCCAACAAAUUUUUCCAGUGGAAGAAGGAAAAACUUCCACAUCUGGUUCAAAGGGUAGAGGCAGGAUAUCUACGCGAUUUGCGUUUACUUCAAAAAGAGUACGGUCCGACAUCAGUAGAAACACAAGUGAGAGACGACAGUAAAACAAAUGCACACAAGAAAAAAAGAACAAAUAAACAAAGAAUAAUAGAAACGAGUUCUUCUUCCGAGAGCGAUUCUUCGGACUCUUCAUCCGAAGAGAGCAGCUCUUCAAGCUCUUCAUCCUUGACAACAUUGUCAAGCUUGUCGUCAGUCAGUGUUGCAGUCGCAAAGAAGAGAAAACGAACUUGGACCAAGUUCAGAGGCAAGAGUGGUAGCUCAUCGGACAGCGACAGCGACGAUUCGAUAGUAAAUACAAGGUUGAAAAGGAAAAAGAACACGUCAGAGGUCAAAGAUGAUAAGAAAAAGAAUAGUGUUAUAAGUGAAAAGAAACAGAAAAGUGAAACAAGUGUAGAAAGUAAACAGACAAAGAAAAGACAAAUUGAUGAAAAACACAGUGAAAAUGAAAACAGUAAAACAAACAAAAAGAGUAAGCACGACAAAGAGAAGGAGAAUACACAGAAUAGUCUGACUAGUGGAAGUGUUAAUGAAAAGAAGAAGCAAAGUGAAACAAGUGAAAAGAAAAUGAAUGGUGAGGUAACUAAAAAGAGACAGACAAGUGUUGCUAGUGAAAUAGAAAGUGAAACGAAAAAGAAAAGUGAAAUUAGUGAAAACAAAAUUGAAAAGACUAAGAAACAAAUAAGUGUAAAAGAAAAUGAAAAUCAAAGUGAAACAAGUGAACAGAAAAAGAACGGUGAAGUAACUAAAAAGAGACAGACAAAGUUUACAAAGGAGCAAAUAAGUGCAAAAGUUAAUGAAAAGAAGCAAAGUGAAACAAGUGAAAAGAAAAAGAAUGAUGAAGUAAGUGUUAAGAAACAGACAAGUGUUGCUAGUGAAAUAGAAAGUGAAACGAAAAAGAAAAGUGAAAUUAGUGAAAACAAAAUUGAAAAGACUAAGAAACAAGUAAGUGUUAAAGAUAAUGAAAAGAAGAAGCAAAGUGAAACAAGUGAAAAGAAAAAGAAUGAUGAAGUAAGUGUUAAGAAACAGACAAGUGAAACAAAUGAAGAAAGUAUAAAGGAAAAGAAAAGACAAAUAAGUGAAAAGGAAAGUGCAAAUAAAAAUUCUGAAACACUCAAGAGAAGAAAGAAUGAUGAAGUUAGCGAACGGAAACAGAACAGUCAAACAAAAGAAAAUAGUGGUGGAAAGAAACAUAGUGAUAUAAGUGAAACGGAAAAGAAUGGUGAAGGAAAUGAAAAGAAAAGUCAAACACAUGGAAAAGAUAGUGAACAGAAGAAUAGUGGGAAAGGUAAACAGGGACAGAGAAGAAAAAACAAAAGAUACCAAAAGUGA